CAGCACAGAAUAGCAUCAGCGGGACACUGUAGUAGGUGGAGAGAGGAGAGAGCAGAGACAGAGAAUCUAACUAGCUUUUAACUAACCAUGUCUGAAAUUUGAGAGACCAAUUCAACGUAAAAUAAAAUCAAUAACUGAGAUAUGGCGGCAACACCACCACUCCAAUCCUCCUCCUCCUCCACCGCCCCACGCAAAAAUCUUUCUUACUAUAGUUACAUCUAUAACAACAAAUGUCCCCAACUCCCUUCUCUCCUCUUCAAAACCAAAUCACAGACUACUAUUAGUAUUAGGAUUAGGUGCGACGCCCAAAAUUGGAGUGCUGGGUAUGUAUCUGCAGCAACCAAUCACCAUCUUCACUCGAUCCAAAACUCUUCUCCUUCUCCUUCCUCCUUUUCAAUUCCCUCCGCUUCCUCCUCCUCAUCGGAGUCCUCUCCUUCCAAAAAGGUUUGCCUUUUCUACUGCGCUGAAACCAAACCCUUAGCUCAACGAAUCGCUGCCGAGUCCGAUUCAAUUGAGCUCCGCUCCAUCUCCUGGAGGACAUUUGAUGAUGGGUUUCCGAAUUUAUUUAUACCAAAUGCACAAGGAAUUAGGGGUCAGCAUGUAGCCUUUCUGGCUUCUUUUAGUUCCCCCAAAGUAAUAUUUGAGCAGCUUUCAAUUAUAUAUGCUUUGCCCAAAUUGUUCAUUUCUUCCUUCACCCUCGUCCUUCCCUUUUUUCCCACUGGAACCUCGGAGCGUAUGGAGGACGAAGGAGAUGUUGCCACUGCCUUCACUCUUGCUAGGAUCUUGUCCCAUAUACCAACUUCCAGGGGAGGUCCUACUAGCUUGGUCACUUUUGAUAUCCAUGCUCUUCAGGAGAGGUUUUACUUCGGAGAUAAUAUUUUACCAUGCUUUGAGAGUGGAAUACCUUUGCUUAAAAAUAGGCUUCAGGAGCUCCCUGAUUCUGACAAAAUAGCAAUUGCUUUUCCUGAUGAUGGUGCAUGGAAACGAUUUCAUAAACAACUGCAACAUUUCCCUACGAUCAUUUGUGCUAAAGUUCGGGAAGGUGACCAAAGAAUAGUGCGUAUCAAGGAGGGAGACCCUCGAGGACGUCAUGUCGUUAUCGUUGAUGAUUUGGUUCAGUCGGGUGGCACUUUGGUAGAAUGUCAGAAAAUAUUGGCUAACCAUGGAGCGGCAAAAAUAAGUGCCUACGUGACGCAUGGGAUUUUUCCAAAUAGAUCGUGGGAACGCUUUGAAUCUGAUAAUGGAGUAACCAAACCGUCCUCCUUGUGUAUGUAAAUGAAACUUCUUUUAAUUGAUUCCGGGUCCAAUUGCCACUACUCUGAGAUUAUUUAACCGAAGAUGAGGUCCUCUUUCUGAUGCUAUGGGGAUGCUAGUCCAAAUUUGCACGUCUCUUGGGGCAGUAGCACUGGAGUGUUGCCAUAAAGCCGAUGUGGCUUGGUUCUUUUGACAAUUUCUCCAUUAAGAACUUGUAUCUUAUGCAUCAUCAUCUUUCUAUAGACAAUAAGCAUGUGGGUUUUCAAAGGGUAAAUUUUACACAAGCAGAAAUUUUGUGUGUAAUCUUUGUAGCACCAUUCGGCACUGCAUUAUACCAGUCCAGGACACACCAAAUUGCAGGUGGGUUUGGGCUACUGACACUGAUGCAACCCAUCAUGAUGUGAGAAACCUUCGUAAGAACUAAGUAGGAUUUUUCUUUUCCGAAAUACCAUUCUAACUAACUUUCAUGGCGAUUUGCCUUUCUAAUUUCGUUGGUGCCUUUGAACUUGUGUAUCCUUCCCGUUUGCUUUUGAGAAUUGAGAUGGAACUGAUCAAAUGACAUUUCCUCCAAAUUUGAUCUUGUAAUCCUUCUCGCUAUGCUUUUUCCUCUUCCCUUUUCGACUGUUUCUCUUGUUUUU
Molecule: messenger RNA, 1892 nt
Organism: Populus euphratica (Euphrates poplar)
Lineage: Eukaryota; Viridiplantae; Streptophyta; Magnoliopsida; Malpighiales; Salicaceae
Gene: PRS3
Product: phosphoribosyl pyrophosphate (PRPP) synthase 3
Exons: 7
Coding region: 142-1275 (377 amino acids)
Biological process (GO): 5-phosphoribose 1-diphosphate biosynthetic process; purine nucleotide biosynthetic process
Cellular component (GO): ribose phosphate diphosphokinase complex; cytoplasm
Molecular function (GO): magnesium ion binding
Source: RefSeq, a predicted model, not a curated record